UGGCUACCAUGGCACUGGGGGCCCAGAGUGCCCUGUGCAUUUAUUUGGCUGAGCCCUGGUGGUAAAAAGAAGGGUCGUAGUCACGUCUCUUCCCCUGUCUCUUUCGGGCUGAAGUUGGUAUCUGGGAGACGACAUCGCUCGUCAUUGACUCCUAUUUCCACGUGCCUUUCCUGUUGCAGAAUGAGAGCCAUGAGGCUGGCAGCAUCUCUCCUGUGCCUGGCGUGUCUGCUGCACGGGGCUCGGUGCCUGAGAAUCGCCGCUUUCAACAUCAGGAGUUUUGGGGAGAACAAGAUGUCCAACGAUACCAUCUCUGACUAUAUUGUGAGGAUCCUGAAUCAGUACGAUAUUGCCCUUGUCCAGGAGGUGAGAGAUAAAUAUCUGGUGGCUGUGGGGAAACUCCUGGAUAAGCUCAAUAGAGAAACAUCCAAUUCCUAUCAUUUUGUGGCCAGCGAGCCUCUAGGGAGGAACUCUUAUAAAGAACGCUACCUCUUUGUAUUCAGACCUGACAAGGUGUCUGUCCUAGACAGCUAUUACUACGACGAUGGCUGUACGCCCUGUGGAAAUGACACCUUCAGCCGGGAGCCUGUCGUGGUCAAAUUCUCCUCCCCAACUACAGUGGUGAAGGAGUUUGUCAUCGUCCCUCUGCACGCAGCCCCGAAAGAUGCUGUCAGCGAGAUCGACGCUCUCUACGACGUCUACUUAGAUGUCCGCCUAAGAUGGAACAUGGAGGACAUCAUGUUCAUGGGAGACUUCAAUGCCGAUUGCUCCUAUGUCACCCCGUCCCAAUGGCCGUCUAUCCGUCUGCGCACCAGCUCUACCUUCCAGUGGCUAAUCCCUGACACUGCAGACACCACUGUGACGCCUACUGACUGUGCGUAUGACAGGAUUGUGGUCUCUGGAAGAAAGCUGCAAAGUGCCAUCGUACCUGGAUCAGCCACCAUCUUUGAUUUCCAGGCAGCAUAUAAUUUGAGUAGUGGAAUUGCUCUAGCCAUCAGUGAUCAUUAUCCUGUGGAGGUGACUCUGAAAUAAGCCUGAUUCUCCAGGAUGGCCACAUCCAUCUGACUUCCUGACUUCAUCUACUUCCCGAACUUCCUCUCUACUAAGGCCCACCUGUAACAAAGAUCACGGCCAGUCACCAGAACCGAAAAGGGUGGCUGAUGCCUUACUUUUUGCCUUUGUUCCCUUCAGGUGGGCUCCUCAAUGUCAACUUGUAAAUUAUUAUAACAUUUAGAUGUGGACAAGCUGGUCAGGGGAUUUGCUUAACUGAAGACAUAAGGCAGCAGUAUCCUCCCUGAUCUAAUCAAAAAACAAUCGCUACUACUUUCAAUGGGCCUGAAAGAAACAACUAAGUUGAUUAGGUUUUAAAACUGAAAACACCAAUUUCUGAACUGUUACAGAAUCAAAACACAAGUAAUUAAGAGGAAUUUAGGAAAGCCUCUGAAGACAUCAGAGGAAUAAUGCUAUAUGGUCACAUCAACAUCAAAGAGCCUGGUCCUGGGCACGUCCUUCUAAGUGGAUGACUCCCCUUAUUAGAAUGUAAGCUCUGUAAGGGCAGAGACUGUCUUUGCAUGCGUCCUUAGCAGAGUGCUUGACAUAUGAUAAGUGCUUAAGUAUUUUUUCAUUCACUUGUUAUUUAUAACUCAUUAGCACAUAUUGAAGUGGUGUAGACCACAUACCCAGUGGAUUCUUGUUGAUGUUCCAAGUGUUCACCAUCAUGUACCCACUCUAUUUUCAUCUCUAUAAAUGACUGUCAUGGUCCUCAUCUUAUUACAUUUUGAUCAUCUGUCAGCUCACAUGCACUUGUGUAUAAAUCUCAAUGUAAUAUAGUUUAAAUGAUUAUUCAAUCAUAUAAUAAAACUGUUCGCUCAGAAAA
This is a messenger RNA of Monodelphis domestica (gray short-tailed opossum), 1873 nucleotides long. It is a transcript of the gene DNASE1, whose product is annotated as deoxyribonuclease 1. The record is from RefSeq and is a predicted model, not a curated record. NCBI's taxonomy places the organism in Eukaryota, Metazoa, Chordata, Mammalia, Didelphimorphia, Didelphidae. Gene Ontology annotation, molecular function: DNA binding; deoxyribonuclease I activity. Gene Ontology annotation, biological process: DNA catabolic process. Gene Ontology annotation, cellular component: nucleus.